AUGUCAAGUGAAGAUCACUCAAAGUUAAAAUAUCCAGAUUAUUGGAACCGAGACUUUAACGCCUGGGGAAACUUAAACGAUUGGGACACCUACUGGAUCGAAAAGCAAACACAGCCAACGUUAAUUACCAAGUACAAUUCCCACGUAGCCUUAGGUGACGAACUGAGAGGCCUGAGGAAAAUAUAUACAAGUACACAUCCUGCUUAUAAUAAAAUCCUUAAUUUGCAGAAAGAAUUGAGGGGAAGUAUAAAUAAGUUUAUUCUUCAGGAGGAUAGUAAGAAGGGCAUUCGAGAUGGCCUGAAGAUAGCUCGGAAAGGGUUCCAAAUAUAUUCUAAGGUGGAUUUUGAUUCAGUAGAAAGAGAACGGAAAAGACUUAAGAAGCAUGCUGGAAAUGUCCUUCCUGAUGGCUCAAGUGAUUCUCCGACAAUGCCACCUAACGUAGCUAUAUGUGAUAGUGAUGACGAUGACGACGAAGAAAUUCCUUCUUUGGACAGUGUUAUCAAUUCUGUGCCAGCUAACAUACAAAAUUGGAGUUUGCCCUCAGGAAAAUUCGUUAAGGACAUUUUUGCUGAAAAUAUAUCUCGACAUGCUGAAAUCUUAAAAGAUAAGAAGAAAAUAAAUGCAGAGGAGAAAGCUACCUUGAGAUAUGGCAUGUCAAGAAUCAUCGAUCUCUCAGCACAUAUGCGGGGAUGGUUUUCUGCCAGUGAACGUCAGCAUAUGAUGAAGGGCUACGAAGAAAUUCUCAAAAUUCCCGAGUUGGCAGAAGACGCUAAUGAGUUCAUUGCAAAGGUGGAAAAGAUGGUAAAGGAAAACGAUGUCAAUGGAGCAUACAAAUAUUGUCUCAAUCAGCAUGCAGAUGCAUCAGUCCGUACUUGUCUUUAUAAAAUAAGUAGAGUUUAUAGUGAUUUCCUCUUUAAAGUCAAAGACGGAAAUGAUCUGUUAGAUUGUGGCGGUGAACAUCACACCGAAAUUGAUGUUAUUGUAAAAGCAUUGCUUACAUUGUUGAUGGACUACGAAAUGGAGAUGGAAUACAUUGUAAAUGGACGCAAGUGCGAUGUCCGAUUCUUAAGUCGUGCAGGAAUAGAUCUUGGUGAAUGGGAGUUUGCUGCCGAAGCAACUCCAAAUAAAGCAGUUGGAGAUCGUUGUCGCUCAGCUAGAAUCAAUCAAUCAAUAUUGAAUGGCCUGUUGAGCAGAAACUUAGCUGAUAAACAAGCGGAUACGAUCAAGGUUCCAUUUAUACAAAUUGCUGGCGUUUUCGGACAGCUGUUGGUAGAAGACAUGGUAAAUGGCUUUUACGUUGUUUUUCCCGGUUCAACAUUCGUGUUACCAACAAAAUUGGCUCACUUGGGAAAUUUAAAAUCAACAAUAAAAAUUUUUAACCAUGUAAUGGAAACAUAUGAAAAAAUCAAUAAAAUGUUUUAUGAACUGAACCAUGGGCGUAACUUACUCGAGGAUAUCUUCAAAAUUGAUGACGAAAAAUCCGUACAGUGCAAAUCAACAUUUAUUCACGAACCAUGGUGGACACCAAAAAGUAAAUCUCAAAAAUCUCAAGUAUUAACUGCGAUUGAAGAAAUGGAAAGUAAAAUAGAACAUUGA
Ambispora leptoticha is the source of this 1596-nucleotide messenger RNA. NCBI's taxonomy places the organism in Eukaryota, Fungi, Glomeromycota, Glomeromycetes, Archaeosporales, Ambisporaceae. The record is from the annotation of a GenBank genome assembly.